This is a messenger RNA of Trematosphaeria pertusa, 930 nucleotides long. RefSeq names its product putative sulfonate biosynthesis enzyme. The transcript has 2 exons. Bases 1 to 930 code for a protein of 309 amino acids. Lineage: Eukaryota; Fungi; Ascomycota; Dothideomycetes; Pleosporales; Trematosphaeriaceae. The record is from RefSeq and is a predicted model, not a curated record.
AUGUCUUUCCUGCGACAAACUCUACGACCAGCAGCGAUCGCACAAAGCGCAACACGCCUUGCGAAGCCCUCCGCUUCUUCAACCCUUCCACAGGAUAAGUCCAAUGGCUUCGGGUUCAUCAGGCACAACGCGCUCCCGCCGAAGCCACGCCAAACAAGCGUGACUGAAAUUCGAGGCCCCUACUACUCCGCCAUGGGUCCAGGCUAUCUCUCCGAUGUGCUCUCCACUAUGGGCGAGCAUGUUGACGGACUAAAAUUCGCGGGAGGGUCCUUCUCGCUGUUUCCAGAGAGCGAGCUGCGGAAGUUGAUCGAUCUCGCGCACGACCAUGGCGUAUAUGUGAGUACGGGUGGAUGGAUGGAGCAUGUGCUUACGCAGUCGGAUGCCGCGGAAGCUGUGGACAAGUAUCUUGCGAAAUGCAAGGACGUGGGCUUUGACGUUAUCGAGAUCAGUACUGGAUUCCUGUCGCUGCCGCCGGAUGAUUGGGUGCGACUUGCGGAGCGCGUGCAGAAAGUUGGUCUGAAGCCCAAGCCCGAACUCGGCAUUCAAUUCGGGGCCGGAGGCGACACGGAGGCGGCCGAUCUGGAGAGCAUGGGCACCUCGGAUCCCUCGCGCGUCAUCAACAUGGCGAAGCGGUUCGUGGAUAUGGGCGUGGAGCGGAUGAUGAUCGAGUCGGAGGGCAUCACGGAGAACGUGAAGAGUUGGCGGACGGACGUGAUCCAGGCUAUUCUGAGGGAGAUCCCGCUCGAGAAGGUGAUGUUCGAGGCGGCGGACCCCAAGGUGUUCAACUGGUAUAUCCGCGAGUUCGGAGUCGAUGUCAACUUGUUCGUGGACCACAGCCAGAUCGUCCAGUUGAGCUGCUUGAGGCGAGGCAUCUGGGGCAUGGCGGAUACGUUCGGUAAGAUCACCACUUACAGGCCGGAGGGGAAUUGA